Messenger RNA from Nicotiana tabacum (common tobacco), 1323 nucleotides. Its product is annotated as peroxidase 41-like. NCBI's taxonomy places the organism in Eukaryota, Viridiplantae, Streptophyta, Magnoliopsida, Solanales, Solanaceae. Gene Ontology annotation, molecular function: peroxidase activity; heme binding. Gene Ontology annotation, biological process: response to oxidative stress; hydrogen peroxide catabolic process. The record is from RefSeq and is a predicted model, not a curated record.
GUUUCAUUAUCAAAAUUGUGUACCUUUUUGUAACCCCUUUUGGGACUUGACUCCAUAAUCAUCUUUUGUGAGAGGAAACAGGUCUUUUUUGAUCUGUUCUCUUCUCUCUUCUUUUUUCAUUAACCAGCCAUUAAAAAUGGCUUGGCCACUACUUCUCCUGUUGUUUUCAUCUCUAACUUUUUCACAUGCACAACUCACAUUAGACUAUUAUGCCAAAACAUGUCCACAAUUUGAUGCUAUAGUGAGGGACAUCACCCAACAAAAGCAAAUGCAAUUCCCCACCACCGCGGCCGCUACCCUUCGAGUCUUUUUCCACGACUGCGCUGUUGAUGGUUGUGAUGCCUCCAUCCUUAUCAAACCCACCGCCUUCAACAAACCCGAGCUCGAAUACGACAUCAAUCAAUCCCUCGCCGGCGACGCGUUCGACCUCAUCACGCGCAUCAAGACCGCCCUCGAGCUCGCCUGUCCCGGUGUCGUAUCCUGCGCGGAUAUUUUAGCGACCGCCACACGAAAUCUUGUCGUUCAAACUGGUGGACCCCAUUAUAAAGUUCCACUAGGCCGAAAGGAUAGUCUAGUUUCUAACGUUUCAAACGUGGAAGCGCACCUGACACGUGCAAACGCGACGGUGGACCUAAUGAUCAAGAAAUUUCAACCUAUGGACAUUGAUGUUAAAGAUAUGGUUGUGUUAAUUGGUGGUGGACACACCAUUGGAUUUGUCCAUUGUAAGGAGUUUGCAAACCGAAUUUUCCCCACCCCUGACCCUACAAUGAAUCCAAUAUUAGUUGAGAGAUUAAGAACAAUGUGUGCAAAUUAUACUAAUAACAAAGACAUGGCAGCUUUCCUAGAUGUGAUAUCUCCUGGAAAUUUCGACAAUGUGUUGUUCAAGAAUUUAAUGAAGGGAAUUGGAGUCCUAGGUUCAGACCAAUUACUAUAUAAUGACACUAGAACAAGGCCAUUUGUUGAAUUAUAUGCUAAAGAUAGCAAUGCUUUUGCUACUGAUUUUGCUGUUGCAAUGGAGAAACUAAGUGUAUAUCAAGUCAAGAUUGGUAAUCAAGGAGAGGUGAGGAAGAGAUGUGAUGCUGUUAACAAUGCUCACCCUUGAAAGAGAAUAGAGAAAGAAAAUGCCAUGAAUUUUUUCUAUGGUUUUGUUUGAUUUUUUAAUGAACCAAGAACUCUCCAUUAUGAUGUGUAGAAUUUGUACUUAUGAUGAUGAAUGGUAUAUUGGAUAAGAAAAUCAUUAGUAUUGUGAUUAUUUUUAUCAAUCUAGUGUAAGUUUUGCAUGUUAAACAAUGGGAAUAAUGGGGGUCCCCUUCCUUUCUGAAA